This is a messenger RNA of Trichoderma citrinoviride, 981 nucleotides long. RefSeq lists its product as hypothetical. Gene Ontology annotation, molecular function: NAD binding; oxidoreductase activity, acting on the CH-OH group of donors, NAD or NADP as acceptor. Bases 1 to 981 code for a protein of 326 amino acids. The transcript is spliced from 3 exons. The record is from RefSeq and is a predicted model, not a curated record. Lineage: Eukaryota; Fungi; Ascomycota; Sordariomycetes; Hypocreales; Hypocreaceae.
AUGCAUCAUCAAAUAGUCGCCCUCGAUGCGUGGCAUCUCUGCGAGACGAAAUCAGCCUCGCCGCAAGAGAUUCACGAUCGCGUCAAAGACGCCAGCAUCAUUGCCGUCACGGUCACUCCGCUUGACGCCUCGACCCUCUCCGCAGCCGUGACGCCAAACCUCCGUCUGGUGGUGGUCAUUGCAUCCGGCACGGACGGCAUCGACAAGCGACGAUGCGAAGAAAGGGGCAUCAGGGUGCUGAACUCGCCCAGCGCGAAUACGGAGAGCGUUGCGAACCAUGCCUUGGCAAUGUAUUUUGCGUGUCGCCGGCGCUUGUUGACGAUGCACCACGCCGUGUUUCGGACGGACGAGUGGAAGAGACAGGGGACGGUGAUGAGGAAGAUGCUUUCUAGAGAUGGUGGCUUGCCAUUAUCUUGUCAAGAAGAGGUAGUGGGGAUUGUCGGAUAUGGUGCAAUAGGGCAACGUGUUGCUCAAGCAUGCCGCGGCCUUGGAAUGACUGUCUUGAUUGCUUCUCGGAAAGUCGCAGCGGGGACAGAGACCAUUUCCAAUGGCAGAACCCCCUUCACAGAGGUUCUGCGCCGAUCAUCAGUCAUCGUGCUAUGCUUGCCCCGGAAUCCAGACACGAUCAACAUGAUAUCCGACGACGAGUUUCGGACAAUGUCCCGAAAGGCGAUCGUGGUCAACGUCACGCGCGGGGGCAUUGUAGACGAGCAUGCCUUGCUGAGAGCGCUCAGAGGCGGGCUGAUCGACGGGUGUGCUACGGACGUGUUUCUGAAGGAGCCUUCCGGAGCGGGCGAGCACUGGCAGGACGGCGAUAGCCCGAUUCUCGGCUUGAGCGAGGCCGAAGCGGACGAGGUGAACUUGGUGGUUACGCCUCAUGUGGCGUGGUGCGCGAGCGCGACCAUGGACAACUACUUGCAGACUUUUAAGCAGAAUGUCGAGGAUUGGUGUGCUGGGAAGUUGUCAAACGUUGUGGUCUAA